AAUAAAUAAAUAAUUAUUAUUAUUGACUGCUUGUAUCCAAAUCCACAACCAGGACUUGACAAUAGCGGUUUCUGUAUUUCCCAUCACUUAAACAGGAGUUGACAAUUGUUAUGAGACAAUUGUGUUGUCUAUUUUGGGUUAUGGCUUUAGUAGCAAACUAGUUAAUGUAAGCAACGAUUUAUCUGAUGGGUAAGGAAUUCCUGGUGGCACAGUGGGUUAAACCCUUUUGCCAAGCAGGACUGCUGACUCGAAGGUUGAGUUGCUGACCUGAAGAUUGCUCCAGUUUCAUGUGGGGUCAUGAGAGAAUCUCCACAUAAGGAUGGUAAAAACAUCAAAACAUCCCGGUGUCCCCUGGGCAACGUCCUUGCCAAUUCUCUCACACCAGAAGCGACUUGCAGUUUCUCAAGUCGCUCCUGACACGAAAAAAAUAUCUGAUGGGUGAUCAUCAUACUUUGUAUUGUUGGAAAUUGGAGAAAUAGCAACACUUGAUUAAUGUCUAAGUGUAGAGCAAACAAAACCCAGGAAAGGGUAAGAGGCAAAAAUCAGUCGUAAUUCCAGAUAGAGUUAACCCAUUGAAAUAAAUAGUCCUUGUCAGUCACCACUUAAAAUACGUCCCAUUGAUUUCAGUGGGUCUAACAUUAGCUUAUGGCAUUCAGUCUUUGUUUCCAUGACCGAUAACUGUUCUUAUUGAUUUUUUAAAGUUUAAUAUUUUAAUUUUGUGCCUUCGUUUCCAUGUAAGCAUCUGCCUCAAGUAGAUUGAUGAAAAAAGAUAUAAGGCGAAUCUUCUUCAGGCUAGUAUGUCAUGUAGUCUGUGGGAAACUCUGGGGAAAAAAUCUUAAUAUCAGCGGGCAUAUCUUAAGAUACCUCUGUGAUUAAUAAUUGCCUCCAGUGGUCACAACCUGUGAAAUAUGUCUUGUUUCUUGAUCCAUUUGUCAACAAUAACUUUUCCUUAUGUUGCAUACUAAUUUUAUUUCAUUUAUUUCACCAGAACAAAGCAAGUUUUCACAAACAUUGAACAGAACUCCUUCUGCAAGUCCCCCAGCCAGUGGUGGGAUGGAUCCUUCCCAUGCUUGCAGCAUUCUCCAGCAGCUCAAAACUAUGUAUGAUGAAGGGCAGCUAAUAGAUAUUGUUGUGCAAGUGGAUCAUGGGAAAACCUUUUCCUGUCAUCGGAAUGUUCUUGCUGCUAUCAGUCCUUAUUUCAGAUCAAUGUUCACUAGUGGCCUUACUGAAAGUACCCAGAAGGAAGUUCGGAUUGUUGGUGUUGAAGCAGAGUCCAUGCAUUUAGUACUGAACUAUGCAUAUACCUCCAGAGUAACACUGACAGAGGCCAAUGUCCAAGCUUUGUUCACUGCAGCUAGUAUCUUCCAGAUUCCUUCUAUCCAAGACCAGUGUGCUAAAUACAUGAUCAGUCACUUGGACCCGCAGAACUCAAUAGGUGUGUUUAUCUUUGCUGAUCACUAUGGGCAUCAGGAACUGAAAAUCAGAUCCCAAGACUACAUCCGAAAAAAGUUUCUGUGUGUCACCAAAGAGCAGGAGUUUCUUCAGCUGAGGAAAGACCAACUAAUAAGCAUCCUGGACAGCAAUGACUUAAACGUUGACAAGGAAGAGCAUGUCUAUGAAAGCAUCAUAAGAUGGUUUGAACAUGAACCCAACAAAAGAGAAGCCCACUUGCCAGAAAUUUUUGCCAAAUGCAUCCGCAUGCCCCUGUUAGAUGAAGCAUUCAUAGAACAAAUUCCUCCAAUGUUUGCACAGGCUAUAGCCCAAAACUGUGUACAGAAAGGACAAAGUAGUGCCAACGGCUAUACCCAGCGGCUUGGGAUGACUGCUUCGGAAAUGAUCAUCUGCUUCGAUGCUGCCCACAAACACUCAGGAAAGAAGCAAACAGUGCCUUGUUUAGAUUCUGACACAGGGAGAGUCUUCAAACUAUGCAAGCCACCCAAUGAUUUGCGAGAAGUGGGGAUCCUUGUUUCACCCGAUAAUGACAUUUACAUUGCUGGAGGGUACAGGCCAAGCAGUAGCGAGGUCUCCAUAGACCAUAGAGCAGAAAGUGACUUCUGGAUGUAUGAUCAUUCGGGCAAUAGAUGGAUCCCCAAGGCUCCACUGCUUCGUGCCAGGAUAGGCUGCAAACUUGUUCAUUGCUGUGGUAAAUUGUAUGCAAUAGGAGGCCGGGUUUAUGAAGGAGAUGGACGCAACUCACUGAAAUCAGUGGAGUGCUAUGACAGCCGAGAGAACUGCUGGACAGCUGUCUGUCCAAUGCCUGUAGCAAUGGAGUUUCAUAAUGCUGUGGAAUACAAAGAGAAUAUCUAUGUUUUACAGGGAGAAUUUUUCCUCUGCUAUGACCCUCAAAAAGAUUACUGGGGUUUCUUGACUCCUAUGACUGUGCCUAGGAUCCAGGGUUUGGCAGCUGUCUACAACAACUCCAUCUACUAUAUUGCUGGAACCUGUGGAAACCAUCAGCGUAUGUUUACCGUAGAGGCCUAUGACAUUGAACUGAACAAGUGGACUCAGAAGAAAGACUUCCCAUGUGACCAGUCCAUUAAUCCAUACAUUAAACUUGUUGUCCUCAAAAAUAAACUGCAUUUGUUUGUUCGAGCCACUCAAGUCACCGUUGAAGAACAUGUCUUUAGGACCAGCAGGAAGAAUUCGCUUUAUCAGUACGAUGAAGUUACUGACCAGUGGCAUAAAGUGUACGAAACCCCAGAUAAGCUCUGGGAUCUUGGACGUCAUUUUGAAUGUGCUGUUGCUAAAUUGUAUCCACAGUGUCUUCAGAAAGUUAUUUGACUCCAGCUCCCCCCUUCCAUUGGUUAAAGGCCUUAGUGACUUUGGUAUUUAAUAUUAGUAGAAAAAAACUGUUUUUAAUGGAAAAACAAGUUCAAUCCUGUCAGUAUUUAUGUAAGCUAAAACAGAUGGCUUUUCUUUUUACAUGGGGAUGGGUGCUCUUUAAAAGUUGGAGUGGGGAGAAGGGAAUUAGUGGCUUAGUUUCCGAAUGGAUGUUUUCCUGUGGAGUAAGGUGAGUUAUGAAGUGCAAUUAUCAGCAUUUUCUCUGCUAAUAGAGUUGUUGGAUCAUGCUCUAGAAUGACAGUUUGACGAGAAACAAGAGUUGGGGGGUAACUAUGCACUCCAGUAAAACAAAUCUAACCUGAAUAGCUAGGGGGAAGAGAGCAAGUUUGAAGUGACUUCUUAUUUAAAAUACGGGUAAAAUCUGAGGCAAUAUCACUUGUUUGCUGUUAAUAGAUUCAGUGAUACUAAAUAGGCAAAUACCCGGUCCUUAUACCUCUUCUGUGUGUAUAAUGGUACUGAAAUAUUUUGUGUGUAUAUGUUGUGGUAGCUUCUGAAGAUGUUGCAGUAGAAUAUGAGCUACCAUUUGGAAAAGAGAAGGCCUACUUGAGGUGGCUGCAUUAUUACUCUUUGUGAGUUUAAUGUGUCUAGUCUUCUUAAAUCUUCCAGUGGCGUUAACAGCCAUCAUUUCCUAUUGUAGAGCUUCAAAAGCAUUUGAAUAUGGUGGUCACUCCAUUAAGGGCUUUUUAAAACCCAAUGGUGCUAGUACAUUUUAAUACAUGUAAGUCAAAAUGGGUCAGAUGGAAUUGUCAGUUAGUAUUAAUGUCUCUAGUCUUAAGCUUGUCUCUUGCUGCUUUGUGUGUGAAUUCCUAUUUUAUUUGAAUUUGUGGGAAUUUGUAGAAUUAAGGAUGGGCUAAGUAAAUGUAAUGGCUGGUUUUUGUUUUGUUUUUUGCCGGCGGGGGGGGGGGGGGGGAGUCAUUCCAUCUCUUAGAAGGUUAAGCACUCAAUGCACUUUUUGUCAUCCUUUAGUAACUUUGACAAUACAAUUUGAGACACUCCUUAGCAGCCAAACGAGUCUGAGUUAUCCUGCAAUCUUAUGUUCCCUUACCCAGGAGUCACCCCAUUGAACAUGGUAAACAUGUGUAGAGUUGCAGUGUGAUACAGCAGGACAUCAUAUAUGGUCACCACUUUGCAGUAACAUGGUGUGCAAACUUAACACCUUGUCUUCCCCUCUGUUACUGUUUUGCCAUGUGGUUGAUUUGCAACUGGUGAAUUUUGAGAUAAUAGUGCAUUGGUAUAAAAGCAGUUCUGGCUGUUUCUGUUACCUUUGUUGCGUAGCCUUCAGUUUUUUCUGUAGUAAUGUGAAUGUUUGCACUACUGAGCUUCCUUGUGAUCCAAGUAUAGUCACUCCUACAAGUCAAUACCUUGUGAUAUUACAUCAAAGUUGUAUUGAAGCAACUGAAUAAGGCUUUGUGCUUCCCAUACCUCUAAAUAGUCUUAAUAUGAUGAUUUUAAAAGGUUAGUAGUAUUUCUUAACCAGUUAUUCUUUUUGAUGAGUAAGAAGUCGAGGAGCACAAUUGCUCAAAACCAAUAUAUGCCCUGCUUUUUGGGGGGGGGGGGGUUGCUUUAAAAGGUGACUUUUGUCCCAGCAUGCCUCUCACUGCUUUUGACUUAAUUAGUUGAGUCUGUCGAGCUGUGGUUCAAUAGAUUACAAUUAAAGCAGUUUUAGUUCAGCAAAUAUGUUCCAUUUAUCCCCAGGAAUGUUUUGUGUUCAUAUGAUCCCAUACGUUUUAAGUCUUGCACAAUACCCUGAACAAAACUGUGAAACAAAAAGGACAAUAAAGCCUCAUUCUGUCACAUACCUCAUCUUCCAGAGAUUCAGCAAGCAGCUUUUUCUUUGGGCUUCCUCAUACACCAUGCUGGAGGUAUGUACCCUGGACAGUGAGAUAAAAUAUUUGCAAAGUAUCUGAAAUGAUAUGGUUUUAUAUAUUUUUUCUUAUUGUAACUUGACAGCUCCUGGUAUCAGGUCAAUGAGGAAUGUGCGGUUAGCUGCAGUUCACUUAAUGCUCAUUUUCCUCUUUAUUACAUCCGAAACACUAUAGCCUCUCACUCAACUCUUGCCUCAGCAGCACUCAGAUUCUCAAUUAGAGAGUGUCAAAGAUGCAAAACUGUGUAAUCAGCCAUGUUUAACAUCUGACCCUGCAUCUGACCCUCUAUGCACCUGACUAGAAAUGUAAAUACCAUUCAAAACGUUUAUGGUAAUCUUUAGCUCAGUGCUACAGCAUGUGUGGUAUGUCCUUACCAGUGAGUAGAAACAAUGGGGAAAGAUUCAAGAGCAGUGAAAUUCAGAUAUUGUUGAAUUAACCUGAGGGUUGAAAUCAAGUAUACUAAGAUUGUGGGCUGUGUCGUCAGUGACUGCCGGUCUGCUAAAUUUGAUGUGAUUUCUUGUGCUUCCUCUCAAUGAAAGACUGAAGUUUUGAUCUCUCGAGUAGAGUUACGGAUUUUAAAAUUUUAAAAACAAUUUCUCCCUUUCUUGGGUUGCUUGUCACGUGUAUAACUGUCCCAUUUUCCUCCUAUUUAGUUGGCUAUAUUUGUACUGUUUUAAGUCUUGUGGCUGAAAUCUUUUUAAACACCCUUCCUCCAGUGUUGUAUUAGUGGGUUUGGGGUUUUUGUUUUUGCAAAGAAAGGGUGUUAUGUACCUUUCCAAACCAUUCAGUUGAGAUUUCUUCCCCAAGAGUUUUUGCUGCUUCUUGACAAUCUUCUGUAUUUAUUUUGUAGAAAAUUCAAUCUGAUUUGAAGUUUAAGAAAUUAGGUUAAUUCAGCAAAUGGCCCUGUCAUGUGAUGUAUAGAAAUACAGUAUGCUGUGGUUAACUAUAGUAGGCUUGUUCUUGCUUUUCGUUUUCUUUUUAUCUGCACUAAAUACAAAGAACUUUUGUCUAACCAUUUACAUUCUGGGGGUGGAGGUUUGAUGGUAGUGUCCUUGAAAGCUAACUCUUAACAUUUUUGCCAUGGGGAGGAAUAAAUUUGAUUUGUAUGCAUGAGUAAUUAUUUAAGCAGUAAUACUAGCUUUAGUUUUUUACAUGCUUUUAAAUUAUCCAGUGAGAAUUUACCAAUGCAGACUUGCUUUUGAAAAAAAACCUGAAUAAAACAAUGCUGCAAAAGUGUCAGCAGAUGCCGCAGUUUCACUGGCAUUAGCACGAUUGUGUUGAUCUGUGUAGGGUUAUCUUUGAUCUUUCUGCUCAUCUUCCUCUUUUUUGUUACUCAUAUUAUCUUCUUGGGGUUUCACUCUUUUUUUAAUGCUUUUUUUUAAGGCUUGGAGAAAGCCUGCUCUUCCUCUUGGGCUUGUUGACUUGAAGGCAAAGUCCACCAAGCAGUGCUGGUGCACAUUAUCCACAGCUUUGCAUGUGAUCCAUGGAAUUGAAGCAGGGCCCUGCAGCAACAGCAAAGUCUGGUGGGCUAUUCCCCGAACCUGCCAUGGUGCUCUGCAGGUGUCGUGCAUGUGGUGUGCAUAACAUCAAUGAUCCUUGUUUUCCAAAAUCUGGAUAGGAAUGGCGUCAGGUGCUCAGUGCUCAGGUAUGUCAGUAAGAAGUACUGUAGUCCUCCAGGGGCAAACGUGUGGAUUUUAAAACAUUUUGCCAUAAUUGCACAAUUUUGCAUUUUUACUUAAUGUCAUGUUAAUUUUCUUAAAAUAAACUUGUCAAAGUAUA
Anolis carolinensis (green anole) is the source of this 6485-nucleotide messenger RNA. RefSeq names its product kelch repeat and BTB domain containing 8 (gene kbtbd8). The transcript is spliced from 3 exons. Gene Ontology annotation, molecular function: protein binding. The coding region runs from base 952 to 2781 and encodes 609 amino acids. The record is from RefSeq and is a predicted model, not a curated record. Lineage: Eukaryota; Metazoa; Chordata; Lepidosauria; Squamata; Anolidae. Gene Ontology annotation, biological process: neural crest cell development.